Molecule: messenger RNA, 437 nt
Organism: Cyprinodon variegatus (sheepshead minnow)
Lineage: Eukaryota; Metazoa; Chordata; Actinopteri; Cyprinodontiformes; Cyprinodontidae
Product: histone H2A-like
Exons: 2
Coding region: 8-391 (127 amino acids)
Cellular component (GO): nucleosome
Molecular function (GO): structural constituent of chromatin; DNA binding; protein heterodimerization activity
Source: RefSeq, a predicted model, not a curated record
AGAAAUCAUGUCUGGACGUGGAAAGACCGGAGGCAAAGCCAGGGCUAAGGCCAAGACCCGCUCCUCUCGUGCUGGGCUGCAGUUCCCAGUCGGCCGUGUUCACAGGCUGUUGAGGAAGGGCAACUACGCUGAGCGCGUGGGCGCUGGAGCUCCCGUCUAUCUGGCUGCAGUGCUGGAAUACCUGACUGCUGAGAUCCUGGAGUUGGCUGGAAACGCUGCUCGUGAUAACAAGAAGACCAGGAUCAUCCCCCGCCAUCUGCAGCUGGCUGUCCGCAACGACGAGGAGCUCAACAAACUGCUUGGCGGAGUUACCAUCGCUCAGGGCGGUGUUCUUCCUAACAUCCAGGCUGUGUUGCUGCCCAAGAAAACAGAGAAACCAGCAAAGAAGUAAAACUGCAGGCUCUCUAAAACAAACCAACGGCUCUUUUAAGAGCCAC